CCGGGAUCGUUCGAGGAAAUUUUACUUCCAGAUCCGGUUUUAAUCCUUUAAUUUAAUAAUUAUGUUGAAAUCCUGAGUGUCACUUAGAACUUGCUGCUGGUGACUGGUGACGAUGGCUGAAUCAGACAAUUUGCUUCACGAUCCACCUCCACUUCCGCCAUCUGCCCCAGUGCGGGCGUGGACAUUGAACACACACUCCAGCAGAGGUAAACGGUACCAGAAGGAAUUACAGUUCCGCCUGGUGGGAGCGAUUGAGCAGCAGAACACGGAGAAGGUGAAAUACCUCAUAGAGUGCGGGGUCAACACGGACUGUACCAUUCUGUAUGCCAAGACGCCGCUCCUUCACGCCAUCGAACAGCGUUAUGAAGACAUUGCCGUCCUCCUGAUGGACUCCGGGGCCGAUCUUGAGAAGGCCGAAUUCGUCGCUUCUCAGCGCAGACCAUUGCAUGUGGCAACCAUCACCGGGUCACGUAAUCUGUCGGAAGUGCUGCUUGCCAGAGGCGCAUGCGUUGAUGGUAAAGACGGAUCGGGAAUGACUCCGUUACAUCACGCGUGUUUUCUCGGUCACACGGAACUCGUGGAUUUGCUGCUUCAGCACGGUGCAAGUGUUAUGACAAGCGAUAAUUGUUCACGAGAUGCGCUUCACAGAGCGGUUGAGGGCGGACAUUUUGAACUAGCGGACCGGUUGUUACGCAGCAAUGCUGUCGUCAAUGGGCCUGAUAGAUAUGGCUGGACGCCUUUAUUCCAAUGUAUCGUGUGUAAUCAAAUCAAUGGAGUCAAUUUUCUGUUGGACCGAGGGGCGGAUAUUAAUAUGACGGAUAACAAAGGUGACACUCCGCUUCACAUCGCUUGCUGUCGGUUGUCGCGAGACAAUGUCCGAAUCAUGUUGUCGACCUCGGUGGAUUUCUACCGGCGGAUUCGCAAAAUUCCGACGUGUGAACUUCAGGAAAUGUUACAGGAAGAACAAGGGAAUGAUUUCGAAAUGGUCCAGCUGCUUGUGAACCGAGGAUCGGAUGUUAAUGCUCUCAACGACUUCUUGGCCCGCCCCCUUCAUCUAACACGCGACCCCCUAAUCUUGAAGUUUCUGGUGUACUGUGGUUCUGUGAUCGACUAUGAGAUGUUGCUGUGUAUGUUUGUCGAAUCCAUGCAGAGCUCAUGGAUUUCCAAACAGUUUGACCAGCAGACAAGGUUGCAGAGACUGUGUCGGAAAUCCGUUCGGUCGUAUCUGCGACACACUCAUGAUGUCGAGGACUCUGUACUGAAGUUACCGCUUCCAGAAAAGAUGAAGCAUUAUUUGAAUCUCAGCGACUUUUGGGACGAUGUCACAGCAUCAUAACCUGGUUGUAAAUUUAAUUUGUUUUCUCCCAAGACAUUGUUGAUGUUUAGGACGGUGUCACAGCACCAUAACCUGGAUGUAAACUGUUGUUUUCCCCAAGAUAUGAUUGACUUUUAGAAUGGUGUCACAACAUUGUAACCUGAAUAUAAACUUGUUUUCCCAA
Gigantopelta aegis is the source of this 1499-nucleotide messenger RNA. Its product is annotated as serine/threonine-protein phosphatase 6 regulatory ankyrin repeat subunit A-like. Bases 113 to 1336 code for a protein of 407 amino acids. NCBI's taxonomy places the organism in Eukaryota, Metazoa, Mollusca, Gastropoda, Neomphalida, Peltospiridae. Gene Ontology annotation, biological process: intracellular signal transduction. The record is from RefSeq and is a predicted model, not a curated record. Gene Ontology annotation, molecular function: protein binding. The transcript is spliced from 3 exons.